Molecule: messenger RNA, 1419 nt
Organism: Zea mays
Lineage: Eukaryota; Viridiplantae; Streptophyta; Magnoliopsida; Poales; Poaceae
Product: anther-specific proline-rich protein APG
Exons: 6
Coding region: 83-1216 (377 amino acids)
Molecular function (GO): hydrolase activity, acting on ester bonds
Source: RefSeq, marked provisional
CACUCAUCAGGCAUUCAACAAAAGACAACACGAACUACUCACAACGAAUCAGGCAAGUGCAGAUCACACACUUCACACAGCAAUGGCUGCUCUGGCUGCCGUGGUCGUCCUCGCGCUUGCAACGGUCGUCGCCGGCGCAGUUUCGGCGCCGUCCAGGAGUCCGGUCAUCUACAUUUUCGGGGACUCCAUGUCGGACGUGGGAAACAACAACUAUCUCCUCCUCUCCCUCGCCAAGUGCAACUACCCCUGGUACGGCAUCGACUACAAGAACGGCUACCCCACCGGGAGGUUCACUAAUGGCAGGACCAUCGGAGACAUCAUGGCCGCCAAGUUUGGCUCCCCGCCCCCGGUGCCGUUCCUCUCCCUGUACAUGACCGACGACGAGGUCCUCGCCGGCGUCAACUUCGCGUCCGGCGGCGCUGGGCUCCUCAACGAGACGGGCAUUUACUUUGUCCAGUAUCUAUCGUUCGACAGCCAGAUAUCGUCCUUCGAGCAGAUCAAGGACGCGAUGAUCGCCAAGAUCGGCAAGAAGGCUGCCGAGGAGACCGUCAAUGGUGCGAUCUUCCAAAUCGGGCUCGGAAGCAACGACUACGUCAACAACUUCCUGCGGCCGUUCAUGGCGGACGGCAUCGUGUACACCCACGACGAGUUCAUCGGCCUCCUCAUGGACACCAUUGACAGGCAGCUGACGAGGCUGUACGAUCUCGGCGCGCGCCACGUCUGGUUCAGCGGGCUGGCGCCUCUGGGCUGUAUCCCGUCGCAGCGCGUCCUCUCGGACGACGGCGGGUGCCUGGACGACGUGAACGCGUACGCCGUCCAGUUCAACGCCGCGGCCAAGGACCUGCUCGAGGGGCUGAACGCCAAGCUGCCCGGCGCGCGCAUGUCCCUCUCCGACUGCUACACCAUAGUCAUGGAGCUCAUCGACCACCCCGAGAAACACGGGUUCAAGACGUCGCACACGUCGUGCUGCGACGUGGACACGACGGUGGGGGGCCUGUGCCUGCCGACCGCGCAGCUCUGCGCCGACCGCAAGGACUUCGUCUUCUGGGACGCGUACCACACCUCCGACGCCGCCAACCAGAUCAUCGCCGACCGCCUCUUCGCCGACAUGGUGGGCUCCGGCGCCGUGGUGCCGGGGAACGGGACGUCCCCGCCCCGAGUCGUUAACGCGCCGACGACGAUGCCGAUCCACGCCGCCCCGCCACGCAAGCCGUGAUUCUCCCGUUCGGGCGCGCCCUUUUGUGUGGCAACGCGACCAGUGUUCCAAACGUGUAUGCAUGUAUUCCGUGCAGCUAAGCACGCAUGUGGUUGAUGAAAAAUACAUAGAAAUUAAUAGAGCAAGGAGAAAUCGUAGUGUCGCUAUUGUAGGCGACCAAUUUUCUGUGGCAAGAGAAUGAAACGACGUCCCCAAUUAUUUUU